Messenger RNA from Schistosoma curassoni, 1570 nucleotides. Lineage: Eukaryota; Metazoa; Platyhelminthes; Trematoda; Strigeidida; Schistosomatidae. The record is from the annotation of a GenBank genome assembly.
UAGGGUAUCGUCCACUGAUGGGGGUUGCGAGCACUUGAAGGUCAAACUGUCGCAAAAUGAUUGGUGCGUCUCAUCGACAAUUCGUGAAAAUUUUCAGAAGCGGUCAAAUCAAGACAUUUUUGGAUUUGAAUUGAUUUCAGCUACACUAUGUCUGAUAACGUUCAUUCUUCAAGUAACGAAGACGACUCCAUCGUGAUGAUGCAUGAUAUAGGCCGAAUCUUCAAUGAUAUUAUAUUAUCUCGAAGAUUUACAAGUUGGGACAAUUUUGAGACCUGUUUGAAAGAAGUACAUAAGUAUACGCAUACUAAGUACGUUAUGUCAGUAUGCAAAAAGAACAGUGAUGAUCCAACUCUAAAGUACUUUUUCGUGAGAUAUGUCUGUACAUAUGGACGUAAACGCAGUUCGUCAGAGUCAGAUGCUUGCGUUCAGGAUGUAGAUGAUGAUAGUAAUAAUCAUUCUUCUGAAGAGCAUACAACUUCUAACUCGCCAACACAACCUAGGCAAAGGAGACGACGUCGGUCAUCUACGUCGAAAUAUUGCCACUGUCAAUCAGGAUUUUGGGUCCGGGCAGUGAAUGGUGAGUUGAAACUCACCUCUAUUAAAACCGUGCACAACCAUCCUUGCACAGAAGGAUAUAUUUCUGUCGAUCCAUCGAAACGACAGUUGACCUCAAGUGAACGCUUGUAUUUAAGAACGUUUCUACUGAGUAAUACACCAACUCGUAGCUUACGGUAUCUGGUUUCUUUGAAGUUCAAUAAACAGCUUACCAAGGACGAUAUCGCCAGAAUGCGUUCACAGUUGUACCCAGGUUGUUGAACUCACAUUGUAAUUAAUUGAGUUUAGACACUAAAAAUAUCAAUGACAUCUUACAGCGUGUUCAAGCGAACACUGAAGUAAAAGUAUUCAAUGAAAAUGGGAAUAUAUCUAUGAUUUGCUUCGGCGUCAAGGAGAAAAUAGCUGUUUACCACGCUUUCUCGGAGGCAAUAUGCAUUGAUUCGACUUAUCAGACCAACAAAGUUGGGUAAGUAAAGAUUAGUAAUAAAUUUAUCUCGAAGUUUUCCACUGUUCCAGCUAGUGGUGAUUGAUAGUCUUGGGCAAGAGCACACUGUUAUGUAUGCUCUUUUCAGGCAAGAACGACGCUAAAAUGUCGUAAAACUAUUGCAAUGCUUUAAAGACAUAAUGUGUGUUAGUGUGUGUUCCUUUGCCUCUAUAAGCUUUGUAGACUUAUCUCGAUAUAGCAACUGGUGGACACGGAAAUACAUAAUGGACUUGGUUCUUCGUGCGCUGGACAACAUGUCAAUCUCUACAGAAAGUGGUGAUUUGCUAGAGAAGUUCACUAACAACUACCACUCAAUCCAUUCUCUUAGUGAACAUUUGGCCAGUAAACUCAUCCGUUCAUGCCUCGAAGCAUCGAAAGACAUAUGCGCACAACUGAUGAGUUCAAUCGCUGCUAAUGAUGAAGCUACAACGUCAGAAUCCAUUGUUCAUACAGACCAUAGCUAUGCUUCUUGAUAACAAGAAGUUCUAAUAUUGUAAUCUUUUUAGUUUUACAUAAAUUCAUUUAUAUGGC